AUGGCGCGAAAGCGGACGCGGCCUACCGAAGAUGUGGAUGGUGCUGAAGAGGAAGAGGAGAUUGAGAUCGAGAGCGCGUCGUCCAGCUUCCGUCAGAGCAACAAGAGUGUGAAGCGCAACCGGACUGCUCUGGCCCGCGAAGUUGGCCAGAAGGACUUUUACGACGAUCUACUGGAGAGUCCGAACGACACCGACGUCGAAGAUGAGCCCAACAGUCCGAGCCCUCCUCGCAUCGACGCCGACCUUGAGCAUAGUCUGCACAACGCCGAUAGCGAGAUGGAGGAGGAAGAGGACGAGAUUGACGAGAUGGCGUUUACACAACACAUCGGGAAGAAAUUCAAGGAGAAGCGCGACAAUAUUGCCAUGGAUGAAGGCAUUAUCGAAGAAGUGACAUGCCGCAAUUUCAUGUGUCACACCAAGCUCCGCAUCACUCUGGGACCCAACAUCAACUUCAUCAUUGGCCACAACGGUAGUGGAAAGAGUGCCGUCCUCACAGCUUUGACAAUGUGUCUGGGAGGCAGAGCUGCUGCAACCAAUCGCGGAAGCAAACUCUCAAGCAUGAUCAAAGAGGGCACUGACAGCGCAAUGCUUGGUGUGAAGAUCAAGAAUCGAGGCGAGAAUGCGUACAAAUGGGAGCUUUACGGCCACAGCAUUACGGUUGAGCGCCACUUUACGAAGAACGGAGGCAGCGGGUUCAAGCUGAAGAACGCCGACGGGAAGACCAUCUCCACCAAGAAGGGCGAUCUUGACGACAUCCUGGACUACUUUGGCUUGCAGAUGGACAACCCCAUCAACGUGUUAUCUCAGGACAACGCACGUCAAUUUCUCGCCAACAGCACUGCUGCCGACAAGUACAAAUUCUUCCUCCGCGGCACGCAGCUCGAGGCCCUUGACAACGAUUACAAGAUAUUCGAAGAGAAUCUCGACGGCAUUAAAGACAAGCUGAGCCUUCGGCAUGACGACGUGACUGUACUGAAGCACAAGUUCGAAGAGGCGGAGAAGAAGAAAAAGCAGGCCGACAACAUCGAACAAGUCCGCACCAGAAUGAGACAAGCGUCCAACCAGAGUGCCUGGGCCCAGGUAGAAGAGCAAGAAAGCAUAUUGGAAGGGAUGAGACGGAAUCUCGUCGAUGCUGAGAAGAAACUGGAGGAGGCUGAAGAGGAUGUUCAGGUAAUUGACGGCGAAUAUGAUGGCCUCGAGGCUGCAAAAGAGGCGGCUGAGCGUGUCUUGGAAGAGCGUGAUAAUGAGCUGCAGCCCGCGCAGGAAAAGCAUCGCGUAGAGAAGGAACGCUUUGAUGCGAACAAACAACAACUCAUGAACCUCAAGGCGGAGCAGCGCAACAUGAACCAAGAGUUCCAGAAGGCUCGUCAAGAGGUGGAUCGCCUGGACGGCGAGAUCCAGGCCGAGCAGACACGCUUGUCAGAAGCUGAUGGCGCGCAGCACCUGAGACGUACGGAGGACCUUAAAAGACUUCAAGAGGAUGCCAAACAACAUCAACAGGCUGAGAAAGAUCACGCAGCAUGUUUGCCAGAUCUUCAGCAGAAUGUCGCCAAUGCUACUUCGCAAGUCAAAAACGCGAAGACGGCAUAUGAGCGAGCUGAAGAGGUCUCGCGUACCGCGAAACAACGCAUGAUGGAACUUGAAGGUGACCAGCGUAACAGAUUUGCUGCUUACGAUCCGAAGACUGAACAGCUCUUGCGAGAGAUAAACAAGGACACUCGCUGGGAGAGGAAGCCGGUCGGGCCGAUGGGCAUGUACGUCCACUUGCAAAAGCCGGAGUGGUCGUCGAUCCUGGAGAAGACCCUCGGCGGUAAUCUCAACGCAUUUAUUGUUGUACACAAGGACGAUCAAGUACGGCUCAGUGGGAUCGCGAGGAGAGUCGGCUGUAAUCCCCAAAUCCUCGUCAACAAUAGCGCUGCGCUGCCGGCACUCAACGAGCCCGAAGAAGGAGUCGACACCAUCUUGAGAGUCCUGAAGAUUGACGACGAAGAAGUACGAAAAUCGCUCAUCAUCCAGAACGCGAUUGAGCAGACUGUAUUGAUCAGGAAUAACAACGAAGCGUCGAAUUACUUCCAAAAGAACAACGCGAACGUCAAGGCCGUUCUAUCGUUCGCGCCCAGACAUGGCUGUGGCAUUAGGUUCGACCGAUCGCGAAUGCAUGCGCUCAGGUCGUCGCCUAUAGAGGCCUGGCAUGGACAUACGAGAAUGAAGACAGAUCUCGCAGAGCAAAAGCGCAUACAACAGGAGCGGAUCGAUCGCGCUGUUCAGGACAGGAACGAGGCCAGUGAUCGCUAUCGACAGCUCCAGAGCGAUCUCAAGAAAGCUGGAGAAGCCGUCGAACGCCAUAAGCGAGAAGCCAAGAAACUCUUGACGCAGAGACAACAGGCGGAAGACGCUGUCGAGGCCAAACAAGCCGAGAUCGACGAGAACGCACCAGAGGAUGGAAAGCUGCAGGAGCUUCAGAGACAACUGGAAGACGCCAAGAAAGACAAGCAGUCCGCCAGAGAGUCAUUCGAAGACUCCUGCGCUGCAUCAUCGCGCCUUGACGAGCAAGCGAGGCCUUUGAAAGAUGCUCUGGAUGUUUCCCAAGCAGAACUGGACGAGGUCAAUAAGCGCAUCGAAAAAGCCCAGCAAAAAGUACAAGACGCCGAAGCAAUUCGUCACGAAAAGUUGCUCGAGAAGAAUGCGGUCCACGACGCCCUCCAGGAUGCCAAAGCGUAUGCGACCCGCAUGCAGAGGAAAGUCGAUGAACAGGAUGAGACCCUCCACAAAGAGUUCAUCGACAACGCAAAGAAGGUCUGCGAUCGGCUGCCAGUACCACAGGGUGAGACGGCCGAGUCACUGGAGAGGAAAGCUGCGAGCUACAGGGAGCAGAUCGAGAAUGCCGAGCGUCGCCAGGGUGGCACGAGAGAGCAACUGACUGUGGCGUGGAAGCAGGCCUCUGACGAGUUACGAAAGGCCAAGCUCGAAAUUGCAGAGUUUACGAAGCUUGAAGCUGUAAGAUCAUCCUUCUCCUGUCGAUUCAACCCAUUUGCUAACGUGGAAGCAGACUUUGAAGGAUACGCUCAGAGAGCGUCACCGACGCUGGGGGCUCUUCCGCAAAUACAUAUCCGCACGCUCCAGGAUCAACUUCCAAUACUUGCUCAGCGAGCGAAACUUCCGUGGACGAGUUCUGUUGGAUCACUUGGCCAAGAAACUGGAUAUCGCCGUCGAGCCGGAUCUCUCCCGGAAGUCCGACUCUGGACGCGAAGCACGGACACUCUCCGGUGGUGAGAAGUCUUUCUCCACCAUCUGCCUGCUGCUCAGCAUCUGGGAGGCCAUGGGCUCACCUAUUCGCUGCUUGGACGAGUUCGAUGUCUUCAUGGACAGUGUCAACCGUCAGCAGAGCAUGACAUUGUUGAUCGGCGCGGCGAGAAGAAGUGUGGGGAGACAGUUCAUUCUUAUCUCACCGCAGGCUAUGGGAGGUGUGGAGGUGAAUGAGGAUGUGAAGGUUCACAAGUAAGUGCUCCAGUGAUCGUAGGCUUCGCGUGUUCGGACACUAACAUUACGAUAGGAUGGGCGAUCCCGAACGGGGGCAGACGAAUUUGAACUUCAAUGGCCAGGAGCUCUAA
Lecanosticta acicola is the source of this 3611-nucleotide messenger RNA. NCBI's taxonomy places the organism in Eukaryota, Fungi, Ascomycota, Dothideomycetes, Mycosphaerellales, Mycosphaerellaceae. The record is from the annotation of a GenBank genome assembly.